Prosopis cineraria is the source of this 2168-nucleotide messenger RNA. RefSeq names its product WD-40 repeat-containing protein MSI4-like. NCBI's taxonomy places the organism in Eukaryota, Viridiplantae, Streptophyta, Magnoliopsida, Fabales, Fabaceae. The coding region runs from base 216 to 1607 and encodes 463 amino acids. Gene Ontology annotation, cellular component: nucleus. The transcript is spliced from 15 exons. Gene Ontology annotation, biological process: regulation of gene expression. Gene Ontology annotation, molecular function: histone binding. The record is from RefSeq and is a predicted model, not a curated record.
GGGGUACCAAAAUGGCACUGGCAGGAGAAAAUGUCACAAAAAUGGCACAUCAAGAGGCCAGGCGAUAGGGACAAGCCCACCUUCGCAGUUCCCAACCCGUACUUCCAGCAGGCGGGAAACAGAAACGGGAAAAAAAAAAAAAGUUCUCUCAAGUCUGAACUUUUUAAAUAAUCCGGUCGGCACACUCACUCGUCACUAGCAAGUCCCGGCGGGAAAUGAAGGAAUCCGGCAAGGGCUCUGCGCCUCCGUCGGUGGAUGAAAGAUACACUCAAUGGAAGUCUCUGGUCCCUGUCCUGUACGACUGGCUCGCCAACCACAACCUCGUCUGGCCGUCACUUUCCUGCCGAUGGGGUCCACAGCUAGAGCAGGCUACAUACAAGAACCGUCAACGUCUCUAUCUUUCUGAACAGACUGAUGGAAGUGUACCAAAUACUCUUGUGAUAGCAAAUUGUGAGGUUGUAAAACCUAGGGUUGCAGCAGCUGAGCAUAUAUCGGAGUUUAAUGAAGAAUCACGUUCUCCAUUUGUGAAAAAGUACAAAACUAUUAUACACCCAGGCGAGGUGAACAGAAUUAGGGAACUCCCUCAAGACAGUAAGAUAGUGGCCACCCACACAGAUAGUCCUGAGGUACUGAUAUGGAAUGUUGAAACUCAACCUAAUCGCCAUGCCGUCCUGGGAGUUGCUGCUUCCCAGCCAGAUAUGACAUUGACUGGGCAUAAAGAUAAUGCUGAAUUUGCUCUGGCAAUGUGCCCAACUGAACCCUUUGUUCUUUCUGGAGGCAAGGACAAGUGUGUGAUCUUAUGGAGUAUUCAUGAUCAUGUUGCAAGUUUAGCAGCUGAAGGAGCAUCCAAUGCUAAACAGAGCACUAAGGCUGGAGGGAAUGGUGAGAAAACUACAGAUGGCCCUUCUAUUGGACCACGGGGCAUAUACAAGGGACACAAGGACACUGUAGAAGACGUACAGUUUUGCCCAUCAAGUGUGCACGAGUUCUGUAGUGUUGGUGAUGAUUCUUGCCUCAUACUCUGGGAUGCACGAUUGGGAUCUACUCCAGCAUUCAAAGUAGAGAAGGCACACAAUGCAGAUCUUCAUUGUGUUGACUGGAAUCCUCAUGAUAUUAAUUUUAUUCUGACUGGUUCGGCUGAUAAUACAGUUCAUAUGUUUGAUCGUCGGAAAUUUAGCAACGGUGGUGGAGAUGGGUCUCUAGUUUAUAAAUUUGAGGGUCAUGAUGCAGCUGUCCUGUGUGUGCAGUGGUGUCCUGACAAGUCGUCUGUAUUUGGAAGUGCUGCUGAAGAUGGCAUUGUAAACAUAUGGGAUCAUGAGAAGGUUGGUAAAAAAAAGCCAGAUUCUGCUGGUGGUCCAAAAGUACCCAACUCCCCUCCUGGUUUAUUCUUUCGACAUGCUGGACACAGGGACAAGGUUGUGGACUUCAACUGGAAUGCUUCUGACCCAUGGACAAUUGUUAGUGUCUCUGAUGAUUGUGGAAGUACUGGUGGUGGUGGUACCCUUCAGAUAUGGAGGAUGAUUGAUCUGAUUUAUAGACCGGAAGAGGAGGUGUUGGCUGAGCUGGAUAAGUACAGAUCCCAUAUUAUGGGAUGUAACAACCCGUGACAUGUCUGGAAAUUCUCUAAUGCAGUUUUAGGAAAAUUCACUGGAGGCUGUCACACCAUGUUUGUUUUGCAAAGAAUUGGUUUUUUUUUUUGGAGGGGGGGGGGGACCCUCGUUAAUUCCUCAAAUUGUUUCUGGCUUCCGUACUCUUAGCAAAUUAUGAUUUGUGAACAUCUCAUUCGGUAAUAGUAUUGAAUCUUUGUCUAAAUCUUUUUUCCCCUUUUGCCCCUUAUUUGUGAAGAAAAGCGGUUGUUAUUCGCUGGAAUAAUGCAGUUUAUUCUGCUGUCUUGUUAAUCAUCACAAAGCUGAUGUAUUAUGAUAUAAAUCUGCCCUGUGCGAGGCGAUAUUUUUUUGGCCAACCAUGCAAGGGAAGGGUAUCCUCUAAUCAAGUGCUCCACUGGCCGUAUCAAAUAUUGCACGAGCACCCACAUCUCUCUCUGCGCCAAUGGGUAGAUAUGAUAGUUCACUGAUGCAUCAACUACCAAUAUGUGUUGUGAUGGAUUUAUAUGCCUUCAAUUGAACUCUUUCAACUGUGCUUCAAGGAUGUUAGCUAUUAGAUUUUAA